Penicillium brasilianum is the source of this 696-nucleotide messenger RNA. NCBI's taxonomy places the organism in Eukaryota, Fungi, Ascomycota, Eurotiomycetes, Eurotiales, Aspergillaceae. The record is from the annotation of a GenBank genome assembly.
AUGACGAACUCAUCCCUUCACGCAACCUAUAUGCAAAAAUGCAUCUCCCUCGCCGAACAGUCCCCGCCACGCCCAACAAACUUCCGUGUCGGAGCAAUCCUCCUCUCCCGUAAAGAAGAUGAUCCAACCGGGUCAAGUGACAAAAUCCUCUCCACGGGCUACACCAUGGAACUCGCUGGCAACACCCACGCCGAACAAUGCUGCUUGUCCAACUUCGCCGCCGUCCACAACGUUCCCGAAGACCAAGUCGCGUCGGUAUUACCCGCCGAACCAGGCCGAAAGCUCAUCAUGUACGUUACGAUGGAGCCUUGCGGGAAACGAUUGUCGGGUAAUGCGCCGUGCGUGCAGCGCAUUACACGGACGCGCGAGGGCGGAAGGGCUGGUAUCCACAAGGUGUAUUUUGGGGUGAAGGAGCCCGGGACGUUCGUGGGGGCAUCGGAGGGGUGUAAGAUGUUGACGGCGGCGGGGAUUGAGUGGGAACAUGUGGGUGGAUUUGAGAGGGAGAUUUUGACGGUUGCGACUGCCGGCCAUGAGAAUGCCGAGGCGGAGGUCCGCGCUGCAUUGGGGGAAGGAGAGAAGGAGUCACAGAAAGAAACGAAUGUGGAUGAUAUUAGUCCCGAGGAGAGGAGGAGACAGGAGCAGAUUCCACGGAAUCCCAAGAAGAGAAUGAUGGAAGGGGAGACUCUGUUAUAUUAG